Molecule: messenger RNA, 594 nt
Organism: Parastagonospora nodorum SN15
Lineage: Eukaryota; Fungi; Ascomycota; Dothideomycetes; Pleosporales; Phaeosphaeriaceae
Exons: 2
Coding region: 1-594 (197 amino acids)
Source: RefSeq, a predicted model, not a curated record
AUGUCUCGACUCGCGUACAUUUUCUAUGUCUACAUCAAGGCAAACACGCAUCAGACACCUCCGAAACUGCUAAAAGCAAUUGAGGAAAUUCAAAACGUUCGCCGAAAUCUGCCAUUACACCUGUCUCAGCACUUCCCUGCGAAUGACGACGACAGAGAGUGGGAACAGCAGCACGAAUGGGUAACAUUUCAACGCUACCUCUUGACGAUUGUCCUAGACUUUCUAGAACUGGGUAUUGCUCGUGUACUAGUUUCUAGAGACACUGAGGAUGACCCCGAACGGCCCCGAAAGCUCGCGGUCGCCUGCGCCAAUCGAAUACUGCACAACUACAGCCUUCCGGUGCCUAGACCAUAUAGUCAGGACCCACCAGCAGUACCUCGAACGCCGUGUACUGUGCACGAUCUUAUCAAAGAACUCAGCUCUUCAAAUCAGGAUGUAAGCUUAGAGAACCUCCAGUCGUCGUUUCCGGAUCCUGUGGCUGCUUAUAUGAGCCUCCUUGAGAACGAAAGUAACUUUGGGCAAUAUCAAGCUUCAUUUGGGGACAUGUUGGAUGGUGAAAUGAAUGAAUGGGAUACAUUUAUGCUUGGAGUCUAA